AAUUCUACAAAUAAUCACUCACGAAUUUUUGCCUUAUCAAUAAAAAUAGAAAUUAGAAACUCUCCAAAACCCUACUGCUGUUUACCAGCAUCAAAUUCGAAACUAUGUCGUUGCCAUUUUCUUCCCCGAUGUUCUUGCAUUCUGGUGCUUCAUUCUCCGGAUUACGUGGAAAAUCAAAUCCAAAUGGGUUGUGGCAGAGAAACAGCGUGAGGAAGACGAUGUUAGUGGUGAAAGCAGGUCCGAAGAGAAUUGAAUUUGACAAAAAAUGCAGAGAUGCUUUACUUUCGGGGAUUAAUAAGCUUGCCGAUGCUGUUUCUGUGACUUUGGGGCCGAAAGGCCGUAACGUGGUCCUUUCAGAGUCUGAGAAACUCAAAGUGAUUAAUGAUGGUGUAACUAUUGCCCGGGCCAUAGAGCUUCCCGACACAGUUGAGAAUGCUGGAGUGCUGCUAAUCCAAGAGGUUGCAACCAAAACAAAUGGGUCGGCGGGUGAUGGCACGACAACUGCGAUUUUGUUGGCCCGAGAAAUGAUUAGAUAUGGGUUAUUGGCUAUCACAAAUGGGGCUAACCCUGUAUCCUUAAAGAAAGGAAUGGAGAGGACAAUGGAAGAAUUGGUUAAGGUUUUGUGUGAGAAAAGUUAUGCUGUAAGGGGCAGUGAUGAAAUUAAAGCCAUAGCUUCAUUGUCUGCUGGAAAUGAUGAAUAUAUUGGAAACUUAAUUGCUGAAGCUAUUGAGAAAAUUGGCCCUGAUGGUGUAAUAUCAAUUGAAUCGUCUUCAUCAUCUGAAACUUCUGUGACAGUCGAUGAAGGAAUGAAGAUAGAUAAAGGAUACAUGUCGCCGCACUUUGUCACAAAUAAGGAUAAAUCGAUAGUGGAAUUUGAGAAUGCCAGAGUUCUGGUGACCGAUCUAAAGAUAUCCAGCCUGAAGGAGAUUGUUCCGUUACUGGAGAAGUCUACACAAUUGAGUGUCCCUCUACUGAUUUUUGCUGAAGACAUAUCUCGGCAAGUGCUGGAAACUCUAGUCUUGAACAAAAUGCAAGGUGUGCUUAACGUUGCCGUUGUAAAAUGUCCAGGUCUUGGAGAAGGAAAGAAAGCUAUAUUGCAGGAUAUUGCUCUUAUGACUGGAGCUGACUUUAUAUCGGGAGAUUUUGGGGUGGCUCUUGAAACAACAACUUCUGAUCAGCUUGGUAUUGCUCGAAAAGUAACAAUUACUUGCAAUUUCACCACUAUAGUGGCGGAUCCUUCCACUAAAGCUGAAAUUAAGGCCAGGAUAAUGCAGAUAAAAAAGGAUCUAGCUGAAACUGAUAGCAAAUAUCUAGCAGAAAAGCUAAGUGGGCGGAUUGCAAAGCUUUGUGGUGGGGUGGCUGUUAUAAAGGUUGGGGCUCAUACGGAAGUUGAACUUGAAGAUCGAAAACUACGAAUAGAAGAUGCAAAAAAUGCCACAUUUGCGGCCAUGGCUGAAGGAGUGGUUCCUGGUGGCGGAGCCACAUACAUACAUCUCUCAAAGCAAAUACCUGCCAUCAAGGAUGCCUUUGAAGACCCAGAUGAGCAGAUUGGUGCAGACAUUGUUGGAAAGGCACUUCUUGCACCAGCAAAAGUAAUUGCAGCAAAUGCAGGGGUUGAUGGAGAUGUGGUUCUGGAAAAAAUCAGAGCUUUUGAUUCGAAUUUCGGGUAUAAUGCAAUGACUGGGAGAUACGAAGAUCUAAUUGCUGCUGGUGUCAUCGACCCUUGCCGGGUUUCAAGAUGUGCGCUUCAAAAUGCCGUCUCUGUUGCUGGUAUGAUCCUCACCACUCAAGCCAUACUGGUUGAGAAAAUCAAGAAGCCCAAGCCGCUUGUUCCCCAGAUUCCCGGUAUAUCCCCCUGACGGAAGAUCAAGGUCGUAAGAAAUCACGGUACACUAGAAAAUCGAAGAUCAGCCAAACUGAUUAGAUUAUUCACCAUUCUUUGAGACAAAUGCCCUAAUCGAAGAUCAGCCAAACUGAUUAGAUUAUUCACCAUUCUUUGAGACAAAUGCCCUUCCUUUAGUGUCAACGAGAGGAGAUCGUACAAUGUUGGAUGGUUGAAAUACGAGCGUUCCAUAUCAGAAGCCUAACAAGGUCAGGUCAGGUCAGCUACUGGUAAGAAAUUAGCUCUUUUCCAGUUAAAGAUGAUACGUAUAAUAUAUGGCUUGUCCUUGUUGAAAGUAUUGAAGAUGCUUCUUUGAGUGCCACUGAUGAUGAAAUGUUGAUCAUUGGGCCACGUUGGCGAUUCAUAGCCAACGUGGCACUCGAGAAACCUGGGCAGUGUCUAGGAUUUGAAUCUGUGAGACUCUAGGAAUGCAAUUUUUGUUUCAUUAGAUUAUUAGUACCAAAUUGCAAUGUGACAAGAAGAAAGUGACUCUUCCCCACUUUCUAAGAAUUUAAAUAUUAUCAUAUGCUAACCAACUCCAUACAAAUUAUGAUGAUGAAACUGUGGGCUUUUCUGGGUCAGGUAGAACAACCAUCUACAUAACAACUUAUAUUUAGUAUACUUUUGCCAUUGCAUUCUUUUUCCUUGUUGAAUAAAGUCAUUACUUUUUGUCCA
Salvia splendens (bonfire salvia) is the source of this 2557-nucleotide messenger RNA. Its product is annotated as chaperonin 60 subunit alpha 2, chloroplastic-like. The coding region runs from base 105 to 1859 and encodes 584 amino acids. NCBI's taxonomy places the organism in Eukaryota, Viridiplantae, Streptophyta, Magnoliopsida, Lamiales, Lamiaceae. The record is from RefSeq and is a predicted model, not a curated record. The transcript is spliced from 8 exons. Gene Ontology annotation, biological process: protein refolding. Gene Ontology annotation, molecular function: ATP binding; ATP-dependent protein folding chaperone.